Acytostelium subglobosum LB1 is the source of this 1479-nucleotide messenger RNA. RefSeq lists its product as hypothetical. The annotation marks the transcript as partial. The record is from RefSeq and is a predicted model, not a curated record. The transcript has 2 exons. NCBI's taxonomy places the organism in Eukaryota, Evosea, Eumycetozoa, Acytosteliales, Acytosteliaceae.
AAUGAUUCAUUCAAACCAAUGAAUGAUGAUGAUCUAAUGCAAAAGCCAAUAAGGAGAGCUAAUGUCGAUAUUAUACAACAUAAUGAGAAGCGUCAGAUACAAUUGGCUGUGGAGGAAUGGGCCGUCUCCAAUGAGUUGUACGACAAGGGCUACACAGAGGACGAGAUCGAGCAUCUAAAAUCAAAGAAGAAGAAGGAGAUUGAGGAGCAGCGUGCUGCCAAUCAAUUGGCCGACCCAUAUCAGCAACAACAACAGCUAUCAGUGGAGGACAUGCGCAGUCGUUUCGAUCUCAAGGAGACCCAUCAAGCACAGCAUGUCAAGGAUGCAGAGAACACACGUUUCCAGAAUGCAUUGCGUCUGCCCGCUGGAUACGUGCCGGGCGGAUCGAUGAACCCAAAGGUGCAGGCUGCCGUCGAACAGGGCAAGCGCGAGCGUAGGGAAGCCUGGGAGCGCAAGCAGAAGGAGCGUGACAUGGAGAUGCAGAGGGAGAAAGAGAUCAAGAAGUUUCAUCAAGAGUACAACAAGAAGAAAAGACGUGGUAGUGACAAGAGGAGGCAUCACUCAGACUCCUCAUCCUCGAGUGAUAGCGACAGCAGUGACAGCAGCGACAGCAGUGAUAGUGACAGCAGCAGUGAGGACGAUCGCAAGUCAAAGAAUAAGAACAAGCAUAAGGAUAAGAAGAGGAGAGCGUCGAAGGAGGCACCCGAGCCGUCAAUCAAAAAGGAGGUGGUGAGGGAUAGCAAGCCAGCACCUCCUACUCCUCCACAGGCAUCAGACUCUCGACCAACUUCAAUGGACGAAGCAUCACCGCCAAGAUCGCGUGCUGCUCACAGAGAUGAGGAUGACGAUGCAUCAACGCCAAGGUCACGUGUCGCCAACAGAGAUGACGAUGAAUCACCUCCAAGGUCGCGUGCCACCAACAGAGAUGAUGACGACACACCACCAAGAUCAAGAUCAAGAUCACCUCCACGACGAAAUGAUAGAGACAGGCGGUCAUACUCAAGAUCACCUCCAAGAAGAUAUAGACGCGAUAGUCACAGUCGAUCACCACCACGCAAUCGCUCACCACCACGAAACCGAUCGCCGCCACGCAAUCGCUCACCGCCGCGCAACAGAUCACCACCACGCAAUCGCUCUCCACCAAGAGGCCGGUCGCCUCCACCUCGCAACAGAUCCCCGCCACGCAACAGAUCACCUCCACGCAAUCGCUCUCCACCAAGAGGACGGUCGCCACCGCCUCGCAACAGAUCCCCGCCAAGGGGUCGUUCGCCUCCUCCUCGCAACAGAUCACCUCCACGCAACCGCUCUCCACCAAGAGGCCGGUCGCCACCCAGGGGUCGAUCGCCACCACCUGGCAACAGAGCAUUGCCAAGAGGACGCACACCAUCGCCUCCGCCUCGCAACAGAUCACCUCCCCCUCGCAGCCCGAGCCGGUCGCCUCCACGCAACCGCUCACCUCAGCCCCGUUCCAGACGUCCA